Messenger RNA from Melospiza melodia melodia, 237 nucleotides. Its product is annotated as putative mitochondrial transporter UCP3. The annotation marks the transcript as partial. Gene Ontology annotation, molecular function: oxidative phosphorylation uncoupler activity. NCBI's taxonomy places the organism in Eukaryota, Metazoa, Chordata, Aves, Passeriformes, Passerellidae. Gene Ontology annotation, biological process: mitochondrial transmembrane transport; adaptive thermogenesis; response to cold. The transcript has a single exon. The record is from RefSeq and is a predicted model, not a curated record.
CCAUCCCCGUCCCUGCCGCGUCCAAGCCCCGGCCCUGCCCACGCUCACACGUUCCCGUGCCACCCCGUGGCCGCCUUCGGCGCCGGGUUCCGAGCCACGGCGGUGGCGUCGCCGGUGGACGUGGUGAAGACGCGGUCCAUGAACGGCAGCCCCGGGCAGCCCCGCAAUGCCCUGAGCUGCCUGCUGGCCCUGCUCAUGCAGGACGGCCCCGCCGGCCUCUACAAGGGGUGAGUUCAG